Molecule: messenger RNA, 2571 nt
Organism: Arachis stenosperma
Lineage: Eukaryota; Viridiplantae; Streptophyta; Magnoliopsida; Fabales; Fabaceae
Product: receptor-like protein 35
Exons: 2
Coding region: 35-1810 (591 amino acids)
Molecular function (GO): protein binding
Source: RefSeq, a predicted model, not a curated record
AGUCGAAGCAACUUGCUUGUAUUGUUGAUGAAUUAUGAGUUUGAGCGCAAUCAUGCCGAUGAAUGCGAGUUGUGGAGCCAUAUUACUUAUAGUUAUGGUGGUGUCGAUGUUGCAUGUUGGAGUUGUUAUGAGUGGGUGCAUAGAGAGGGAGAGGCAAGCACUGCUGGAUUUCAAGGCAGCCGUGGUUGAUGACUACGGCAUGCUCUCUUCGUGGAAGGGUCGUGAUUGCUGCCACUGGAACGGUGUUGGCUGCAGCAACCUCACUGCCCAUGUAAUCAGUCUCGACCUUCACGGUGACUACAUCUUAACGAGAUAUUCCUACUUAGAACGACUUUUGAGAGGUAAGAUUCCCAGCUCGUUAGUGCAAUUGCAGCACCUCAGGUACUUGAACCUCAGUUUCAAUCGUUUUGAAGAAAACCAUAUCCCUGAAUUCUUUGGUAACCUCACCAGCUUGAGGUAUCUUGACCUGUCCAAUUGUUACUUUGGUGGAAGAACUCCAACUCAAUUUGGAUCUCUUCCUCAUUUAACAUACUUGAAUCUUUUUGCCAAUAGUUUAGAGGGUUCAAUCCCUUAUCAACUUGGAAAUCUGUCCAAGUUGGAGUAUCUUAAUCUCGAUCUAAAUCAUUUCCAAGGAACAAUACCAUCUCAACUUGGGAACCUUUCAAGCUUGCACGAGCUUUACCUUGACGGUACACGUGGUUCUCUCAAAAUGAAUGAUGAUGGACAAUGGUUAUCCACUCUUACCUCUUUAACCCAUCUUGGCUUGACCUCUAUAUUGAAUCUCAACAAUUCUUAUAAGUGGAUACAAGCCAUCAGUAAUAUCUCCACACUAACAGAACUCAGCCUAAUCAAUUGUGCACUUUCAGAUCAUUUUAUCUCUUCACAAACACUAAGUCUUUCCAUGUUCAAAUUUCCUAAUUCUCUUUCAGUCUUGGAUCUUUCUUAUAACACCUUCACUUCUUCCCUGUUAUUCCAAUGGUUGUCGAAUGUCACUUCCAACCUUGUUGAACUUGACGUUUAUUCCGGCCUCUUAGGGGGUUCCACACCUGCCACAUCAAAUCAUUUUGACAUCACAAUGCAAUCACUUGAGCGGCUUUACAUAUCUCCUGAUCAAAUCACGGCCAGGGAUUUCAAAUCUUUUGCCAAUGUAUGUACCUUAUCUUCUUUGAGGGUGUUUGGUACCAAUUUGACUGAAGAUUUGGAAUCAAUUCUUCAUAAUCUCUCAGCUGGCUGUGUCGUUCACUCACUUCAAGAAUUGGAUUUGAGCUAUAGUCAAAUCAUUGGCUCAAUACCUGAUGACCUUUCAAUAUUCCCGUUUUUAAAAGACUUGUCCCUUGAUUUUAAUCAGUUAAGAGGAAAAAUAGCUGACAAUAUCAGGUUGCCGUCUCAGUUAAAGGCUUUGUCCAUCAGUUCGAACUCUAUAGAAGGUGGAAUUCCAAAGUCAUUUGGAAACAUAUGUACUUUGGAAUCAUUAGACUUGUCUUAUAACAAUAUGAUAGGAGAGCUACCAGUUGCAAUCCAGCACUUGUCUGGAUGCUCAAGUCUCCAGUACUUGGAUCUCAGCAAUAAUAAAUUCAACGGAACCUUGCCUGACAUCACAUCAAUAUUCCCAUCUUUAAUAACAUUAUCUUUGUACGAAAAUAAGCUAAAUGGAAAGGUUCCCGAAGAAAUUCGUUUUCCAUUGCAGUUGGAGACUUUGAUGAUGAACUCAAACUCCUUGGAAGUUGCAAGUGAUAAUGUUGCAACAUUGCAUGGUGGGUCCGUAUCUUCCAAAAUGGUUGCAGACACAGAAAAACUUGAUCCAACUUGAUAUUUCCAAUGCUGGAAUUUCGGAUAUCACUCCAGAGUGGUUUUGGGCUCUAUCAACAAGGCUAAAUAGGAUGAACAUUUCGUACAACAAUCUCACCGGAACAAUUCCGAAUUUUGCAUUGAGGCUUGCGGGAUAUCCUUCUAUAUAUCUAGCUGCAAAUCAAUUUGAAGGCUCAAUCCCGCUAUUUUUACGAAGAGCUGUGUCCCUGGAUCUGUCCAACAAUAAAUUUUCAGAUGUUACUUCAUUUGUAUGUGCCAAUGAUACAGCUGAAAGAUUAGACCAAUUAGAUAUUUCAAACAAUCAUUUAUCUGGUCAAAUCCCUGAUUGUUGGGAGAAUUUUAAAUCAUUAGUUUAUAUAGAUGUGAGUAACAAUAAUUUUUCUGGACAAGUCCCCACUUCAAUGGGAUCAGUUCUUGAGCUUCGUGUAUUGAUAUUAAGAAACAAUAGCUUGAUGGGGGUGCUUCCUUUCUCGAUGAAGCAUUGCAAAAAUUUAGUGAUGCUGGAUGCAGGAGAGAACAAAUUAUCAGGAAUCAUUCCUUCUUGGAUUGGAAGCGGCUUACAACAACUGCAAAUGUUAAGCUUGCGGAAAAAUCACUUUUUUGGAAGUAUACCAUCAUCUCUUUGUUUUCUAAAUGGCAUUCGCUUCUUGGAUCUCUCGGUUAAUCAUCUGUGGGGCCCAAUUCCCAAAUGUUUCAUUAACUUCACUGCAAUGACCACCCAAGAAAGGUUCUUAACAGAUUCCCAUCAUCAUUCUUAUAUUG